CUGCAUAUGUAUAACCUACUACUUGAAUAAUUCAACUAAUCAUUUCCUCCAAAAAUAAAUAACAAGAUCUUUUUAUUUUAAAUUUCUUUGAGAAGAGUUGACUUACAAGAAGACGAAAAAGAAUUUCAGAAUUAAUAUUUUCCAUGUUUAACAACUGACAUCUUUAUUAUUUUGAUUUUUAUCUUCAAAAAAUUCAUUUAUAUUUGUAUAUUUCAUUUCGAAGAAAGAGGAAGUCAAUACUUGCGAAAAUCUUUAUUUCAUUCACACCAACUAAUAAUACAUAAAGUGAAGAGUAAUAAAAAUACCUAUCCACAAAGAUCAUUGGGAAAAAACGAAAACAUGACAGAUUCAGAUGGUAAUGAAAUUGGUAAACUAUUUAUCGGUGGAUUAUCUCAAGCAACAAAUAAUGGUAGUUUACGUUUAUACUUUUCAAGAUUUGGUGAAAUUGACGAUGCCAUUGUAAUGAUGGAUAAUAAAACUGGUAGAUCACGAGGUUUUGGUUAUGUUAAAUAUCAUGAAUGUGAUUCAGUCACAUUAGCCUUGCAAGCAAAACCUCAUAUUAUUGAUGGGAAAGAAGUUGAUGCAAAACAAUGUAAUAUUAAUAUGAAAGGACGUAAUAAACGUAGUUUAAAGAUAUUUGUUGGUGGUAUAGGCUUAGAACAAGAUAUUGAAUCAAUUAAAGAUUAUUUUAAACAAUUCGGUCAUGUAACUGAUGUCAACCUAAUGAUGGAUACAAAUAAACAAAGGCAUAGAGGUUUUGCAUUUAUUAGUUUUGAUGAUGAAAAUGUUGUUAAACGCUUAAUUAAUUUGCAUUAUGUUAAUAUCAAUAAUAAACAAGUUGAAAUUAAAGCUAUGGAACCACCAAAUUUUAAUCGAAAAUUGAUUAAUUCUAAUUUAAUUAAUAAUAGUAAUAAUAGUAAUAAUCAUAAUAAUAAUACGAGUACAAUUACACAGAAUCCAUGCAGUAUAAUACCACCGCAUAUAUACCACCUACCUAAUCAUCAUCAUACAUCAAACUCAGACAUAUUAAAUUGUCAUGAUAUCUAUGAAUCGACAACAAAUGAUCCGGCAUACAAUUUUCUAACAAAUUCAUUUACACCGAUUUAUUCAGCCCACAGUCAUCCAUUAUUUUCGUACCAUCAUCAUCCUUCUCACCAUCAUCACCAUCAGUCAAGUGCUACCGGAUUACAACCAUUUCUACACCCGAAUACAAUGAGACGUUAUUAUUGCUUUGACCAACAAAAUACGAAUACAUCGGCCACUUCUGUUAAUACUACUAAUACUACUAAUUCUAGUACAAGUAGUAAUACUAAUCAAUUUAUAAAUAAUUACAGUAAUUUCAAUAGUAACUUAUUACCUGCAGAUCAGCCAUUUCAAUCUUCCCCGUUUAUUCAUCAGUCAUUUAGAACAAAUCCAAGUUCAUUACGUCAUCCUACGGGUAAGUCAACAACAACUAGUACACAUUCACCGCUAUCGAAUAGUACCGUUACUACAACUAUUGGUACUUCUACUUCUAAUACUACUACUCCUAUAAUUACUGGAAAUAAUCCAUUUAGUACAAUGAAUGGGACACAAGUUACAUCGAAACAACAAACAUAUCACCACCAAUCACCUAUGCCUUUAAUCUUAACUACUAAUCAAUUCCAACCAAAUUUAUUCAAUUUUCAACAGAGCAGUAGCAGUAGUCCAUCAGUUUAUACUAUUCCGUGUCAUUUUAUUCCAUCACAUUUUAUUCCAUUUCCGAGUAAUUCUAUGUUACAGCAACAGUCAACUUUAAUGAAUGCACAUUCUGGCUUAAUUUGUAAUGAUGUGUUCAAUACUACUAAUAAUACUACUGUUAGUAGUAGUGCUACGACUUCGACGGUUACUGACACCACUAAUACUUCUAAUUGUACAACUUUUAAUAAUAGUAAUAAUAAUAAGAAAGUUGUGACUAAUAGUAGUACAGAAGAACAAAUUAUUAGUAAUGAUAGUCUAUCUAGGAUGACACCAGUAACGAUAGCCUCCAAAAAUAUGAAUGCUUCAAGUACUUCAGGUAACAAUGGUACAAAUGCAGCUGGCACUCCAUCGUUAGUUGCUACUAGUACAGCGACUACACUUAAUGAAACUAUAGAUACUACUGAUAAUAAUGUUAGUAAUAAUGCUGUUCCACCAAAGUCGAUUGAUGAUGAUAAUUUUGGUAUAUUAAAUAAUGUACAAGGUGGUAGUAUUACUGGAGAACACAUUGCCUUCUGUGCACCAAAUUACAACCAUCUGAAUUAUGCUAGUAAUAGUUUACAGUCGACAAAUUUACCAUUAACACCAUAUUAUGCCUUGUGUUCACAAUAUCCAACAGGAGUAUCGAAUACACCAACAGGUACUAGCAAUCUACAGGUACCGAUAAAUGAUAACUAUAAUGUAGGUCAAAUAAUCAAUAAUGUUAAUAGUAAUCCAUCGAUUUCUGUGACUAAUCAAGGCGAUAAUCCCUUGACAAACAAUGACAAUCAGAGCUUAACUAAUGAUGUACUGUUAGUAGAUCAAAAAUUGAAUACUACAAAGUGUUUUUGCCAUCCAACCAUUUUUAUACCGAAUGGUAUUCAUACACAAACACAAAGUAUAAAUCAGACACCAAAUUUAUGGAAUACACCAGGGAAUAUUUCAUCGAGCGGUUUAUUUCAUUCAACAUUUCAACCGUUAACUGGAUGGAAUUUCCCGUUAGGUAGCCACAUAAUUUCACCGCCAUUUACACAUCAAACUUCACACUAUCAUCCUUAUAUACCUGAGAAUCAGAUGACUUUACAUCAAAAUGAUAUGUUGAAUCAGUGGAAUCAGUUACCUUCAACAUACAAUGGUAACAACAUUACAAAGUCAACGAGUAAUGAUAUAGAUGGAAGUGACUUGAAGGAUUCUAUCACCGCCACUGCUAUUUCUUCUUCUUCUUCUUUAUUAUCUUCGUCAGUAUCAUCAUUGUCUUCGUUCUCAUCAUCCUCAACAUCAACGACACUAUCUCCAUCACUGACAACUAUGCAUACGGUGACAGGAACGACAAAGACUGAAUCGACAGAAGUGCCUACAACUACGAUAAUAAUAAAUUCAACAACAAAAUCUAUAUCGUCUACCUCAUCUAUACCAACAUCAGAUGAUGUAAUGACUUUAAACACUGGCCCAAAAUGUAACAAUAAAGAUAUUUAUUUAAAUGAUACAAUGCAGAAUAAUUUUAAUAGAAUUAUGUCGGCUAAGCCAUCUGGAGAUAAUUUAGAAGGUUUACUUGUAAAUAAUAAUAAUAUUAAUCAGUGUAUCAAUGAUAAUAUCUUUUGUUUUAUUAAAUCACCAAUAACUGAUUUAACCUCAACGUUAAUUGAACCGGAAAAUAAUGAGGUGACAAAGUCGUGGCAAAAUAAUAAUAAUAAUAAUUUAUGGACUAUGCCUAAAGUAGAAAAUCUAUCUCAAACACUACCACAUUCUUCAAAGCUGACAACAGGAACUACAACACUAAAUUAUCCAACUUCUCCUCAGAUGAUUAUACAACCAAUCUAUAAUUCCUAUCAUCAUCUAUCCAAUGAGUAUGUAAAUGGAUUUCUGUCUAAUUGUGAUACACAGUCAGGUGUUAAUCUCAAUUUAACAGAUGGAAGAGAAAGUUUUAGUAAUGUAGAAAAUAAUUUAAAUAAAUUGAAAUUAAUGAAUGAUAACACCGUAUAUUUAUUAAGCAAUAAUUCAAUGAAAACUAUAAUUAAUGAUAAUGUUAAACUACCAAAGAAAGCAGUGAGCGAAGAUAAUGAAAAAUCUUCAUCACCUAUUCUGUCAGAUCUAAAUGAAAACUCUUCAUUGACGUCGUUACCACCUAAGGAGAAGACAUCAGCAAUACCCGAAAAAGUAGAAAUGACAGAAAAGAUGUCAACUAGUGAAGAUUUAUCUACAAACAAUAUUAGAGGGAUUGGCUUAAAUAAAAAUGUCAUCAUCGGUGAAGAAUGUGUAGACAAAACAGAACAAUUGCAUACAAAGCAGUUUCAGAAUAAUAACACUGACAGUAUAAGUACACAUUUACCACCUAACGAAAAUGAACAUGAAAUUGACAGAGGAAAUAUAUCGUGUAUUGAUAAAACUUAUAAAGAAUACGAAUGUAGGUCAAACACUGGUGCUACGGGUGAUUACCCGCCAAAUCAUCAUUUUGUUAAGAAUAAUUAUCAUCACUUAUUGUAAUAUUAAUCAUCUGAAAAGAGUAAAGAAAAAUUUUUAAAAAGGCAGAAUAAUUCAAUGUCUUCAAACAAUUGCAGUAAAACAAAAAUGAAAGGAGGAUCAAGGAAAAGUGGAUGAAAGACAAAAUGACAAGAUAUAAAUAAGACGGAGCAACUAUUAGGUGAUUUAAAUUUAGCCAUAAUUUUCUUAUUUAUUCAUUUCUCUUACAUAAUUUAUCAGUAAGACAAGUAUUAGGAAUUAAAGUCAGUUGUUCAUUGUCAAUGAGACGCGGAGGAACUGAUAGACGAAUGUAGAACUUGUAAAUUUAUUACUCAGGUGAAUAUGUCAGGCAGUUAUAUUGUAAAAGAAAUAUAACAGAAUAAGUGUAUGUAAACCAACCAGAUAGUAAAAGUGAGUAACACUCAUGUUAUCACUGCUAAUACUGUCUUCACCAAUGUAGUUAUAUAUAAAUAUGUACUAUAUUUUGCCUACUGUAUUACAGGGACUAAUGAACUCAUUCACAGUUAUUGUGUACAUUAUUUAAGUGUCACAUAUAUGUAAGUGGCAAAGGAAAUUAAUAAAUAAAA
Messenger RNA from Trichobilharzia regenti, 4742 nucleotides. Lineage: Eukaryota; Metazoa; Platyhelminthes; Trematoda; Strigeidida; Schistosomatidae. The record is from the annotation of a GenBank genome assembly.